AUGCUUCGUCGUGAAGGGAAAACUCAAGACUUGCUCGGGACGAUUACUCGGAGAAGGGAUAUUAAGGAAGAACAGGUUGUGACUUUCCUGGGGGGGGCGACGUCGACGCCAAAUUCCAAGACCAAUCGAAUGCUUCUAGCUGUUUAUCGCAUCGUCCUCUUGGUUCCCUCCCCUGCUCACUCUGUCUCCGGCACAAUUGAGGGGGAUAUUUUCUGGAGAAUCGGAGCUAAAUAUCGCGGCAGGGGAGCAGCAAGGGAGCCAUUUGUUAAGAGAGAAUUUUACAGUCCAGAUCUCGGAUCUCGAAGGGAGCCCGUGGAGAGGCCAGGAUACAGCAAUCAGGACAAGAUGAGUUCGUCCUCUCAGGGAACCACCAUGAAAGUGAUGAAAAGUCCGGGGACGGACUGUGCACUCACUAACUGUGCCUAUGUUUCGCCCUCUGAUCUUCCGAGUGAAGUCAUCCAACCUGGUGCAAUCGGCCUCAAUGCUAUUCAUCGCCGAAAUGUCAAGGUCUCCGCAAAUGACAGUGUGACUGUGGUCAGAUUCGUUCCUCCAGAAAGAGGUUUCAACUUGGUGCUUCUAACUGUGGAGUUAGAAUUUGUGAAGUUUCGUGGGAAGCCAGAACAGCUGGACGCACAAAUUCUUGCAAAAGAGCUUCAAAAACGUUUUGCCGGACAGGUGUUGACUGUGGGCCAGAAAGUUACUUUCGAGUACGUCGGAACAAAUUACACUUUCUGCGUAAACCAGACGCUUCUAGAAGGGAAUUCUGGAAACGAUGACUCAACUCGUGGCAUUUUGACGUCAGAGACACACUUUAUGUUUGAAACUCCUGGCAACUCUGGAAUCAAGAUGCUGAAUCAACAUGGUGGCUCUUCAACGAAUUUGUUUAAAUCAAAAGACUUCAAUUUCAAAAAAGUGAAAUAG
Marchantia polymorpha subsp. ruderalis is the source of this 921-nucleotide messenger RNA. The record is from the annotation of a GenBank genome assembly. NCBI's taxonomy places the organism in Eukaryota, Viridiplantae, Streptophyta, Marchantiopsida, Marchantiales, Marchantiaceae.